AAAACCAGAGGCAUUUGUGAUCAUCACCCUAUCAUUUGCUCUCUCGGCUUAAAUGUGGCCCGGGAGCUCGUCUCUUCCCGGUGCCACACACUGGGAUCCGCCUGGCAGCCGCCGGGAGCCGCAGCCAAUGUGUUAGGACUUCUGGUGCUUCUUGGCACAAAGCUAGACUGCGACCUCCUACCGUAGCGCUUCGCGUCACCUGCUCUCCCGGCCCUGCCCCAGGGCCGAGGUAUUGCGUCCCGAACCAGGCUUGGGAAUCCGCUGCCUCUCAAAUGAACCUCUAGUCUUGCUUUGAAAAGCCACUUUGUGUAACUCUUGACUGAAUAAAUUUCUAAUACACCUGUUGAGAUCAUCCCUGGAAAAGUGUGCCAUUGGAGGGGUUCUUUACUUGGCCCAAUACGGGGGCGUAGGAAGAGGUACUUUUGGUUUCUUGUUGGUUUUCUCCCCAUCAUUAUGAGCAUUGGCUCUUCACCCUUGAAGUGAAAAUGCUGAAAGCUGAAUCUUCAGGUGAAAGAACCACUCUCAGAAGUGCCUCUCCUCACAGGAACGCAUACAGAACAGAGUUCCAGGCACUGAAAAGUACUUUUGACAAGCCCAAGUCAGAUGGGGAACAGAAAGCGAAAGAAGGUGAGGGCUCCCAGCAGAGCAGGGGUAGGAAAUAUGGCUCCAAUGUCAACAGAAUUAAAAAUCUGUUCAUGCAAAUGGGCAUGGAACCCAGUGACAGUGCUGCUGUCAUCACCAAAACGAGGGGAAAGGGCAGGCCUUCCUCCCCUCAGAGAAGAGUGAAGCCCAAAGAGUUUGUGGAGAAGACAGAUGGCUCAGUGGUUAAGUUGGAGUCCUCUGUUUCUGAACGAAUUAGUCGAUUUGACACGAUGCACGAUGGCCCUUCAUAUACUAAGUUCACAGAGACUCGAAAGAUGUUCGAGAGAAGCAUGCAUGAGUCAGGGCAAAAUCAUCGCUAUUCCCCAAAGAAAGAGAGAGCCGGAGGGACUGAGCCACAGGACGAGUGGGGUGGUUCCAAGUCCAACAGAGGCAGCAGUGAUUCCUUGGACAGCCUGAGCCCCCGAACCGAAGCUGUCUCCCCAACUGUGAGUCAACUGAGUGCAGUAUUUGAGAACAGUGAGUCUCCAGGUGCCAGUGUUUCUGGGAAGGCUGAGAACAGUGACUACUCAGUGACUGGGCAUUACCCCCUGAACUUGCCAUCUGUCACCGUUACCAAUUUGGACACCUUUGGCCGUCUCAAGGAUUCUAAUUCGAGACCUUCUUCAAACAAACAAGGUAUUGAUACAGAGGAUGCUCAGAAGAGUAAUGGUGUUCCAGUACCAGAAGUGGCUCGGAAAGGUACCUCUCUAGCGUCAUUGCCUACUGAAGAGAGACAGCCAAGCACAGAAGCCGAGGACCUCACGUCUCACCCAGAGACUCUGGACAGCAUCGACAAAGAUAGUCCUGAGGAACCCUCUGCUGAAAGCCAGGCAAUGCCCAAGUCCGAAACCCUUUCACCACAGAACAAACAAUUAGAAGGUGCAGAAGCUAAUACGGUUGGGAGUGAGACAGUACUGCAACAGAAGACAGACCUUACAGGUGGUGAGGUAACCUCUCCUGAUGUGUCUGCAUCCAGCUGUGGGAAAGAAGUACCGGAAGACUCGAAUAAUUUUGAGAGUUCCCAUGUAUAUAUGCACAGUGACUAUAAUGUGUAUAGGGUGAGAUCCAGGUAUAACUCAGACUGGGGAGAGACAGGCACCGAGCCAGACGAAGAGGAUGACAGUGAGGAGAACAAUUACUACCAGCCCGAUAUGGAAUAUUCUGAGAUCGUUGGGUUGCCGGAAGAAGAGGAAAUCCCAGCAAAUAGGAAAAUUAAGUUUAGUUGUGCUCCGAUUAAGGUAAGUAUGUUUUUGUUUUUGUUUUUGUUUUGUUUUUUCCAGAUUGUCCCCUAUGUUUCUUUUCAGCAUCUGGGCCUAUGCAGAGUAGAUUUGACAACGCCUAGAUUUUGUAAGAAGCUGGAGGUUGUUGGUGUGCACCUGUCCCAGGUGAUUUGGAGAGGUGUCAGUGAGAUUUGUUAAUGUACGGUGGGCAGAGGCCACCAGCGAGGAAUCAGGAAGUUGGAGAAGUUUGUGAGAUACAUUCCAGUAGAGUGGGGUCUGCGUAGCAGAAACAGAAAACCAGUAGUGGAUGAAAUACAGCUGCUUUUACAAGGGGACUUUUUUGGUUUUGUUUCUGUUUUUAACAUUACCUGUCAAUAAUCACUUUCUGACUCUAUAUCAUAAGACACGGGAUUCAAGGUACACUGGGGGGUUUAUGCUAGCC
Acomys russatus (golden spiny mouse) is the source of this 2304-nucleotide messenger RNA. Its product is annotated as neurabin-1-like. Gene Ontology annotation, biological process: neuron projection development; actin filament organization; calcium-mediated signaling. Bases 486 to 2060 code for a protein of 524 amino acids. The record is from RefSeq and is a predicted model, not a curated record. Lineage: Eukaryota; Metazoa; Chordata; Mammalia; Rodentia; Muridae. Gene Ontology annotation, cellular component: postsynaptic density; dendrite; actin cytoskeleton. Gene Ontology annotation, molecular function: actin filament binding. The transcript has 2 exons.